Molecule: messenger RNA, 1483 nt
Organism: Scophthalmus maximus (turbot)
Lineage: Eukaryota; Metazoa; Chordata; Actinopteri; Pleuronectiformes; Scophthalmidae
Gene: opn1lw1
Product: opsin 1 (cone pigments), long-wave-sensitive, 1
Exons: 6
Coding region: 223-1296 (357 amino acids)
Biological process (GO): visual perception; G protein-coupled receptor signaling pathway; phototransduction
Cellular component (GO): photoreceptor outer segment; membrane
Molecular function (GO): G protein-coupled receptor activity
Source: RefSeq, a predicted model, not a curated record
CUGGGUUUUUAAUUACAGGUUAAAAAUACGGUCAUUGCAUUGCUUUCCUUUGUAUCACUGCGGAGUGGCACAACCCGGCUGUAAAUGUAUUGACCUAAUCCUAUCAAGAGGUCUCUGGGGCACGAGUAUAAAAGAAAAAGUCAGACGUAAAGUAGCAGUCACCCAAGGAGUCUAGAAGUGACAAGAAAGGCCGACUGCUGAGGCCAUCCUGCUGACAUCAGAAUGGCAGAAGAUUGGGGAAAACCGGCAUUUGCUGCCAGGCGGUACCAUGAGGACACAACAAGGGGGUCGGCCUUCAUGUACACAAACAGCAACCACACCAAAGAUCCCUUUGAAGGUCCCAACUACCACAUUGCCCCUCGAUGGAUUUACAACCUUGCAACACUCUGGAUGUUUGUUGUGGUCGUCGCUUCCGUCUUCACCAACGGUCUCGUCUUGGUGGCCACGGCAAAGUUCAAGAAACUCCGACACCCACUGAACUGGAUCUUGGUAAAUCUUGCAAUUGCUGAUCUCGGAGAAACCGUUUUUGCCAGCACCAUCAGUGUAUGCAAUCAGUUCUUUGGUUACUUCAUUCUGGGACACCCAAUGUGCGUCUUUGAGGGCUAUACUGUCUCAGUUUGUGGAAUCGCUGGUCUCUGGUCCCUCACUAUUAUCUCCUGGGAGAGAUGGAUAGUUGUGUGCAAACCUUUUGGAAACAUCAAGUUUGACGCUAAAUGGGCCACAGGUGGAAUCUUGUUCUCCUGGAUCUGGCCAAUAGUGUGGUGUGCACCCCCAAUCUUUGGCUGGAGCAGGUACUGGCCUCAUGGACUUAAGACCUCCUGUGGACCUGAUGUAUUUAGCGGAAGUGAAGACCCUGGAGUCCAGUCCUACAUGAUUGUUCUUAUGGUUACAUGUUGUUUCCUUCCCCUGGCUAUUAUCAUCUUGUGCUACCUUGCCGUCUGGUGGGCUAUCCAUUCAGUUGCAUUGCAGCAGAAGGAAUCAGAGUCAACCCAGAAAGCUGAGAAAGAUGUAUCCAGAAUGGUUGUUGUCAUGAUCUUGGCAUAUUGCGUAUGCUGGGGACCUUACACCUUUUUUGCAUGCUUUGCUGCGGCCAACCCAGGAUAUGCCUUCCAUCCUCUGGCUGCUGCCAUGCCCGCAUACUUUGCCAAGAGCGCCACCAUAUACAACCCAAUCAUCUAUGUCUUCAUGAACCGACAGUUCCGCACAUGCAUCAUGCAGCUCUUUGGCAAAGAAGUGGAUGAUGGCUCUGAAGUAUCCACAUCAAAGACAGAAGUCUCCUCUGUGGCUCCGGCAUAAACGUUGUGUUUUCUGUUUGAAAGAAAUAAUAAUAAUGACAACCAUUGCGAUGUGUACAGGAAAUAUGUAAUGUUCAUUUUUUUUUCUUUUUUAGUAAUAUAGCUUCAUGGCAAAUGGAAAAUGUAAAAAAAAAAUCAUCAUUAUCACUGUUUCCUUUUUUCAGAUGUAAAUAAAAAUAUCAAGCAAA